AAUUUUAGGGCCCAGUUUCCCUGGUUGCGUGGUAUUUUGAUGGCCGCCAUGAUGCCUGUGCCAGGUUUGUAGUCGGUGUUUUAUUCCAGUUUGUCUUUACAAUCAAUCGCGUAUUGUUUUUCGUCAGUUAUUUCCUAAAUAUUAUUGCUUUUUUAAUUCUGACUUUUUAAGUUAUGAUUUUCUGCCUAUAUUAUGAUCAAACAACCAUCGAUAGUAGUCAGCUUUGUUACUGAACUCAUUUAAGCUUUGGUUUAUCACAUGUACAAUCAAUGCUUUUCGCCGUGGUUACUUUUUUAACAUGAAAUUAUUAUAGGGAAAUUUAGAGCUCACUAUGCGAACUAGACUGCUGCAUAUUCUAUUUAUUAGGAGCUAUUAUUACAUGUACCAGGUUUCUCAAAUCAGCUCAGUCUUAGAUUAAUAUCUCAUUGGUUAGUCGUUCCUUCUCAUAAAGAAUUUAGGUAAAAUCAAUACCCUAGGAAUAUGCUAACAUAUUAAUCCCCUCACACCUCAACCACCCAGAUCCACGUCCCUUCCAUCCUUUGUGUGACCUCAUCAGUUUCAAUAAUAUAAAGGUCUUUGACUUUUUAAUUGUGCAGGGGGGUGGGGAGUUGGUUGAGACAAUAAAUUAAUGAACAUGAGUCAUUGAAACAUCACAGAGAAAAACUUAGGGUUUGUACAGAGUCCUGAAUUCUUGGAAAAGUCUUGAAAUUUGCGAAGCAAAAUUGAAAGAAAGUCUGGGUAAAAGGUGAAAAGUCUGGAUUUUGUUUUCAAAAAAGCUACAACAAGUGCUUAGGGCUUAGUGUGGAAAAAGUCUUUUAGAUCAAAAAAAGCCUGUGCAAAUCCUGAAAACUAAAAAAGAACUGUUGAAGUGACCAGAAAACUCCAAUGAAAAUCGCUGAAAUUACGCCCAAGUCCAAGCAGGAAGAUGACAAAUGUCUCUAAGGGGAGUAUGUGAAUAGAAUGAAGAUAUGUGUCAAAUUCAGGCAACAAAUUAGGGUGUUCUGGUUAACCAAUUUCAAGUCAGUUAAACUCUACUUUAUUGCGUAUCAUUGGUAUUUGAUGUUUUAAUGUGUUAAUCUCAUCAGAAAAUAACAGUCAUAGUGUAGACAGUCCUAACUACAGAGACAAGUACAAGACACUGAAGAGGAAACUGAAGUUCUUGCUCUAUGUGAGUCACAUGGCAUCAAAAGCUAAGAAUGAAAUAAUAUAUUUAUUUUGCUUGAAUCUGUUCCUUAACUGUUGAACCAUUGAAAAUCUUCCUUGAUUUGAAAUACUUUUAAGCAGAAUGAUUAGAAGUUGGUUUCUAAGGGUGCUUACUGAAAGUCAAAACUUGGGGGCUGGACCGGUAAUCAUAUUUUGAACAUAAAGUAGGCUUACAAUUACUGUUGUAAAACCUAUCACUACCAAGCAUACCAAUAUGGAAUGGACGACAGUUCUGAUUAGUUGUGGAAUUCUCUAAUUUAUGAAUUAAAUGGUCUGGUUUGGCCAGCAAAUUCAAAUUUUGGAUUGUCUCAGUAUGGCCUCUGAGUUACAACCAACCGCUAAUAUACGUAAAGUUGCUACUUAUUAUUAUACCCGGCUGAAUUGCUGAAGUGUUUUUUAAUACUUAUUAAUAAUGUUAUUAUGUGCUUACUAUCACAGGAACAAGAAUAUUUUCAAGAAGAGCUCAGAAGAGUUCAGAAAAAACUUCUUCGAGUUUCUAGAGAUAAAAGGUACACAAAAGAAAUGAGUUAGUCUUAAAUCGUUUGUUUUCUUUCAAAAAAGAACAUUUUUAAAGUUCUUAAAACCAUUUAGUCGCAAUUAUUGAUUCUGAUUGGAGCCCCUGAUUUACCAUUCAUAUACAUUUGAUGAAGAUUAAUGGCAAUCACUAAAUUAAUGCAGUCUUUGUUCUUGGCUAUGAAGGGUUCAGGUCAGCUGCUGUCAAUAUUUAAAGUUGGAAUAUUAACUUUGAUCUAUAAUUUUUUUCUCUAGUUUUCUACUAGACAGACUCCUUCAGUAUGAGAAUGUGGAUCAUUCCUCAUCAGGUAAAACACUUACAAAUCUGUUUCUUUAACUGAGUGUUGUCCAGUUCAGAAACCCAACUCUCACGGUUUGACUGUGAGACUCAUGGUUUGGGCUGUCAACUCACGGUCUCACAAUUUAGCCGCUAAAUCUCACUGUGAACCAUAAAAUCUUGAAAUUGCCUGACAAUUCCAGCAGAAAUCGUGUCAUUUCAAAAAAUCUGUCUUCAUAAGGGACGAAAUGAAAUUCUAAUUCUGGGGGAAACCUGGGUCCAAUGUCAACCCCCAUUUGUAUGAAACAUAGGAUUGCUAAGAUAAAGCAAACUCAAAAGCAAACUCAAAAUGGCUACUCGCCAUCCUAUGGAUGUGGAUACUUGUGAAAUGGAAUCUCAAACUGACACAGGGAAUUUAAAGCCUUAGCCUCUGAAGAAAAAAAAAUUGCCAAAACAUCAUAUUUUGAAAAUCUCCAUGUCUGAGGUCCCAAUCUCCAUGUUUUUGGGUGCUUUUUUCAUAUCCUCCAGGUCACUCUAUCAAGUGACUACUCUCAACAAAAACAUGGUGAUUUUUAACCAAGUUUCUUAAAAAAAAUAACUUGCUUAACUUGUUAAGUGUAGAUGCUGGGUAAGCUAUGAGCAGACUGACUUGUCUUAUGCAAGUUGGAAUGGCCAGAGUGAGCUGGCAAGAAAAAUGGGACAAUGAAAAGUCAUCUCUGGCAGUGACAAACCCAAUAGUUUAUCUCUAACAGCAAAAUCUUAACUACCGGUAGUUAUGUCAACCUUGCCAUGCUAUCUGUGGUUUACGUGUUGAAAAUCUUAAUCUAAAUCCGAUACUUUUGUACUUAUACUUGUUUUAAUGUUUUUAGAUGAUGAGGGUACAGCAUCUUCCUCUGGGGUUAGCGACAAUGAAGGACCAAAGGCAUGUGGUGUUCAACUAGUUGCAAGUAUUCUUUCAAAUUAAAUAAAGAAAGCACCCAAAGGGUCAGAUGUCAUUCCUUGUAACAAACCCAUCUUGAAUAUAAUCAUUAGGAAGUGGGCUAAGUUUUUCUUUUAUUGAAAUAAAAAAAAAUAAUAAUAAAAUCAGCUAGGAUGUUUCAUGAUGAUCCAAGUUGAAGCCAACUGUGCUUUUCUCAGCAGUGUAGGAUAAGGCAGAAUUUUCCAGUUUGAGAACUCUAUGCCAGUGUCUGGUUGAGAUUUAGUUUGUACCUCACUUGCCCAUUGAUUGAAGAAAAAGCGAACAGAAAACACUUAACAUAGGAAAAUGUAGUGCAUGAUGAUUUCCAUUUUGUUUGUUUACAACUUUACUGUUCAUUAUUAUUUUUAUCAAUUAUGGUUUUUCUGUUCAAAUUUUAUUGUAGGUCCUGAUGGCAGAGAAUCCUACACCAUCUAGCAGGUAGGCUUUUAAACUUCUGUUCAUGACACUUAUUUUUAAACUGUUUAAAUAAUAUUAUUUAAACAGUUAUUGUUCUGGUAAAUGUAGAAGCUGUGGCUUUCAUAACUCUAAACUGAGGGUUAAAUUUCAGUUGGGCUACUUACGUUGCAGUGUUAAUACUAAAAUAGGGACACUUGAGGGCAGAGUUAAGUGUCUGCAAUAUCCUAAAAUAUUACUUUUCAAUUAGCAGGCCAAAGAAAGCACCUGCAGCCAUCAAUCAUGGACUUCCAUCUGAAAGUAUGGGGGUAUUUCCAUAUCCUUCUUCAGAUGGAACAAGCAGUGCUGUGAGUUAAUUCUUGAUUAAAUCUGUAACUUAUCCACAAAUUCCAAAGGUAUAAACCGACCAGGUCAAACACCUACCAUUGUAGCAUGUUAUUAGCAUAGACAGACAGCCAUUUGGAUGUGGGCACAACCUAAUGUACAAAUUUAUAAAUAGUGGUGCAGGAAUUAUUCUUUAAUAAGUUCUUCACCCUGAAAUUCCUAUAGUUAUAUGAUUUUCAUAGUUUCAUUAUUUCAUAGUCAGAUCCUUUCAUGGGUUUAUACCAAACCAACUCAAUGAGCUGUUCCCAGUUGGUAACUCAAUUGGCAGAGCACUGCACUGGUAUUGUAGAUGUCAAGGGUUCAAAUCCCAUGCUAGCAUUUUUUUUUUUUCAGGCUUCUUUUUGCAACUGUGUCUAUAACUGCAAUGAUCAUCUUUCAUUUAAAGCACAGAGGCUUUGAUUUUAUAAUUAUCAGAUUUUAAGAUUUCUUACACAGACUAACGGUAAAUGUUAGGCCAAUCUUGUACUGCAUAGAUGUACUGUUAGCAGUGCAAAAAUAAUGGAAGUACCUUUGAAUAGCUUGUAUUUCAAUUGUUGCCGUUUUGAAUGGUAAUUAUGUUACCUUUUCUUAAGAGCCCAAGUGGGGACUCCCAUAUAAAAGUGACGGGGAAGCUCCUCGGAAAAUUAAAAUUAAUCCCCCUAACAGAGACCAAUGUGGUUGUGGGUCAAGUUUAAACUGACCCUUGAGGGAGACCAUACUAAAACAGACAUCUAAAUAGGAGCUAGAGUGGUUUUUAUUGUGUUCUAUUUUAAACAUUAGAUUUCUGUGUGGUUGGUAUCAGAACAUUUUUUGUAAAUUUCUUUUUGCACAGCCCUAAGAGAUACCUGAAUUGGCAAACAUUGUGACCAUCCCAAUCACCUUAAGUGGGAUCAAGAUCUGCAAUUUACACGUGCACCCCUAAGCGAGACAACAAGCAUCCCUGUCACUUUUGUAUGGGAGUCCCCACCCAGCUUGAGAAAUAUAGGUUUUACUGGUUUACCCCAUUGUAGCCAGUUGACUAACAUUAAUUUCGUUUUCUUUAAUUUUAGGGAGGUGAAUCAACUACAGCUGCAUCCAAAACGAAAAGUUCAAUUCAAUGUAAAUAUGUGAAUAAUGUAAGUAGAGCAUCUUUGUUUACCUCGCACAGUUCAACACAUAACUAUUUUUAUAGUGUGAAAGGUUUAAACCCAAACAGGUCAAUAACCAGAGUUUUAAUAAUACUAUCAACUGAUGAUACAACUCACUUUGUCUCUGCAGAUGACUACCACAAAGGUUGUUGAAAUGUCAGUCACUAUUGACAACAGUCCUAUUUAAUUCAGGAGUGCAUUCUCACAGAUGAUCAUGCUCACUCUACUUUUUAUAGUUUUAUUCAAAGAAACUAAUAUAUUUUCUUUGAGUGCUUCUGCUUGAUAUCUUGUUUUUAGAGACCAGUAAUCAAGAAAGGCUUGAGUUGCUUUUGUUUUCUAAAAUGUGGUUUAAGGAUUGACGCAUAGCUACCUAAUUUUGUCUUGUACUCCUGGUCUAUAAACCCUCUUUCAGGUUAAUUCCCCAUAGAUCUAUCUAUCCGUUGGGUGUCUCUCUCUGUCAUAUCAUGGUUUGUCUCUUCCAUGGUGAACUCUGUCUUCAUUGGACACGUUGUUAGCUAUCUUAACAUCACUACUUAAGCCUGGAAUACUCACUAUUUGCAUGAUUGGGGGAAACCAGAAAUUGCAACGCUUUGCCAAUUUGGAAGCUUUAGAAAAUACAGGCUGUGUUGUGCCACGUCUUCUUGAGGUGCCCUUACUGUGCGCUGCGUCUGAUAUGAUACUGAUGUCUACAUUGUACUUCUGUGUUAGGGAAAUCAGUGUCAGGAGAGAAUCAGUAAAAGAUCCAAGUCAGGAUACUGCGGUGCUCACAGAACUGUUGUACGCAUCUCUAAACAAGGUCAGUUGAUAUUAGUUAUUGAUACAGCAAGAAAAGAAACAUUUUGAGAAAUUUAUAGGUGUAGUUUAAGCUGUUAUGUAAACAAUGGUCUAUGCAGUCAUUCUUUUGGAAUAAGAAAGAGACAUUUUUACUUUCAAUCUUACACAUGGGUCUAUGCUGCUACAGUACACAGCUUGCUGUCUACUGUUAUCCUUGUUAGCCUGAGCAUCAGGUGACGCCUUCCUUAGUGUUUAGGGAGAGAAGAUUCUCCUUUUUCCCCAGAAAUGCUCGAUACUCAGGUUAUAUAACAAUAAUUCACCGAAAUGGAGAUGGCUAGUUGUGGAUAUAUUAACCAAGCUGCGAAGCAGCGAGGUAAAUAUCCACCACUAGUCAGCAACACUGAGGGGAAUAAUAAUUAUUUAUUAUUGUUUUAGUAUGUACUAAAACAGUGAGAUAAUUGAGCACAAAAAUGAUGAUUUUUAACUCAAAUACUGUUGCCAACGAUUACAAUUUUGUCACUUUUUCUUGCCGACAAAUAAAACUUUUGAAGGCAUUUGUUUAGCUCUUGCGGGAAAAUUUCUUCACAAGGAGUUGUGAAUUCUUUUUGUAUUUAAAAUCAUUGUGUAAAAAAAGAUUAUUAAAUUUAGUUUUAGGCUUAUUUAUGAACAAGUCAACUAAAUAAAGUAAUGCACGACUUAAGCUUAAUUUGCAUUUGUAAACAAAAAACUUUGUCGUGGUUUUAUCGAUAAAUUCGAGUCAAAAAGACAAAGCUUUACCUGUUAAAACUUCCAAACCGAACUUCGUCACCUUCUUCAUGUAUUUCAGGAACAGCUUGCUUGAUUAGUUGUGAAAUUUCUUUGUUUGUUGCGGCAGCAAACCAGGAAGGCAUUUUGCUCGCAACUUAUGCGAGUUUGGCGUCGCUUGCUCGGAAGAACCUGGAGGUGAAUCAGUGAAUAGUGCAGUAUAUUCACUGAUUGAGUAGCUAAUCAGAGCACGCGAAAAACACUAUCCACUGUUUUAGUAUAUACUAAAUCCUUUUAUUAUAUGGCUACAAUAGUAUGUGCACUCUGAUUGGCUGUUUUCUUGUAAUGGCUGGGCAUUACUAGCUAGGUGUCCAAAGCAUAUACAAUCUGUGUUUAAUUUGAUACUGCACAUCCUUAUGGACAUCCAUGUUAUGGUCAAUUGACAGCUGUCAAAAAGGGUAUUCGCUGACCAGUGUCACCUGACUGUAUCGCAGGCUCAAGUGUACAACUCAUUGAGGUGACGUGUUUUUCGAAGUUAUCCACUGACCAGUUGUUGGUUUUAAUUGAUUGGAGGCCCAGGUCCAUAAUGAAAAGGCCAUAUAAUAACUUAUUAACCUUGUCUGUUCAUUCAUUACAGGGAAAUCUCAGAGAACGGCCUUGAUGUAUUGACCUCACUAUCACUCGGUCAAUACAUCAAGGCCUCGGUCUGAGAUUUCCCUGUAAUGAUCUCACUCUCGGUUAAUAAGUAGUAUGUUAACAAUCAACUUCACAGCAAAAUAUUCAGUCAUAUUUUUUGCUUUUCUCACUUGCAAAUCAGUCUCACCACUGGUCAUCUUCACCAAGCCAGUAAAAUUGUGAAGAAAGUGGAUUCAAAAAGUUGAUGGUUGGUUUUGAUGGGGUGAUUGUAUAGUAUUAAGUUCUUUGAAGAAUAAGCGUAUGACUGGACUUUUGUUUAGGCCAGAAAAACAAGAGUGUUGGUAGUAACAGGAUGGUCAUAUGACGGGUUUAGUUUUUAUCUCCACAAACAUUUGCAGAGAAAUUAAUUGGAAUCGGGUAGAAUUACUUAGUUUUUCUCAGGUCUUUUCAACUUCUUAAAGUGCAAAGUUGCUUGUUUAUGCCGUAAGGUAUUUUUUAAUGUUUUUAUUGUAGCCGUAUCAUCUCCCAAACAACCUCAUGCAAGCUCCAAACCUGUACCAGACCCACCAAGGGACCAUUCAUCUAUGGUGGAUCAUGUAAGAUUGAAUUUAACCUUUUCUUAAAUGCCACCACUAGCAAAUUAUCAAUUGCCUUCCAUUGUCGUCCUUUCCUUUAGUGAUUUUUAUUGGUCUAUAUCUCAGUCAGGCGAUCCAUACUGUUCAACUCCUCUGAUUUACUCUCUAUAACACAACAGAGCCUUUGAAUAUGAAAUUUUUGGCACUUUUUUUACGUGAUCUCAGAAGUUUAGUCAAAGGUCAACAAAAAGAAACAGUACAAAAGAGUCACCGAGGAAAAAUAAAGUAGAAAGUGAAGGUUGAAUAUUUCUCUGUCGUUCUCUAAUUUUUUCUCCAAGAGACCGCUUUGGUCUUGGUGCUGACCAUAAGAAAGGCUGGCUCUGGGGCCAAUUUUUUUUUUUUUAAGGCAAACGGCAAACGUCAGAUUCAAUUUGAGAUUUUCUCAAAAUAGAAAGUAAGCAGAUAAAACUGUCCCUAACAAUGAUAUUAUUCUUAGGGAUAAAGCUGGCGUGAAACUGCUUAUUUUCUUUUUUGUAAAACUAAUACGUUUGCCGUUUGGCGUAAACGUGGCUCUAAAUCUCUCUAAUGAGUUAACCAUUAAAACAGUGCAAAUGUUUUCAGGUAUAUCCUUUUGAGCAUUCUCUCUUGUUUUGAGUUAUUCAUUAUUUUGAUAAAUACUUCUUUUAAUUAUUUCAAAUCCGCUUAGCAACAAUUGGAACGACUUAACCAAUUAUCUGAAUCCAGUAACCACGAAGCUUCUCAUGUUCCUCAAGCCACAGAGGAACUGCCACAGGAGAUGUUUAAUGUAGAAGACGACGAGAGAGAGAGGUACGCUAUUGCAAUGCUAAUUAUUCAGUCGGUCGUAUACAAGUUCAGUUAUCAUGGCGAUUUUUCCUGUGACAGUUCAGCCUUGGCUAAACAAUCAAAGAUUUUAGCCCAGCUUCAUUCGGUUUGAAGAAAUUGUUAGGGGAGCAUGUUUGAUCGUUAAACCGUCUCUCUUAACCCAACAUUUAAAUUGUUUCCGAAGGUUUAUCUAGACCAAGCGUUUUCAUUCAACAGUUUGCUUGGCAAGUGUAUGGUCGAGUGUUUCAGCUAAAGCUUCCUACUGUACUAGAGGAGGUGGAAGCAGAAGCGGAAGAAAAAGGCAAUCGUAGUUCUUCGGCUUCUGCUUCUGACUCUGACGACCCACUUUUCACUUGAUCAAACCUAUCACAUGGAGUCUUGAGUUGAAUCAGAACCCUCUUAAGUAAAGUUCUACGCUUCUGAUUACGACUCCGACUCCGUCGCUAGCGAAAACCAGCCUUAGUAAGUGUUUCCCUCGAGGCCAGUCUUACAGUGUUAAAUCAAAAUGUCUUCGUUUGAAAUUUUUGCAGUGAAAACGACGAUUCUCCAGGAUCCUCUAGUUUCCAUGGUAAUAUAUAUGAGGGCGAUGACGAUCUAGUUAUUGACUUACAAGAAUAGAAGAGGUCAGGUGGACGCGUAGUUAUCCCAGAAAGAUUUUACUUAAACUUGUUUUGUACAUGGAUGGUACUUGAUCACCACGCCCCCCGUUUCUGACGCGAUGCUGUGUGCUUGAGCCGGAGAAGACACAGUUCUUAAUGUAUAAUUUUAUGCCUGGGACAUGUGGUCACACCAGACAAAGGUUGUGCGUUCAAGACUUUUACUGCUAAUGAUCAGAGAAUUUCCAUCCAGAACUAACAAGAAGACGGUCCAAUUUUCAGAAUACACAGCCCAGGCUACCUGGGAUUGUUAAGCGGCAACUUGGACACUCGUUUUAAAAUAUUUCUGCUCAGUCUUGUUCGCUCGUGGUAGUGUUUUAUGUAGCGAGUGCGCAGCCACAGGGGUGCUUGCGUGCUGGGAGAAAAGAUCACUGGACUGGACACUUAGUUUGAUAUAGUCGUAAGGAGUUAAGAGGCUCAAGAUUUUAGUCUGUUCACCGACAGACCUUCUAUUUCGUCAUGUGAGAAUUUGUAAAUAAAUACCGCGGGGGAUUUAUUGACCGCUAGCGCCAGGGGGCUGGGGUGGGUACAGACGUUUUUUUCCUUUUUCUCGUACUCCGCGUUCGUUCUCGCCCCUCACCCACGCUUUCGCGCCUAGCGCUCUCCCUUCGCUUGCGCGUUUGUUGAAUUCCUCAAAAAAAAGAGAAGAACGUCUAGAGAACAGACUUAGAUUUGAGUGCGAUGACUAGAUUGAAUAGUAGAUCCGAAGUCAGGUUUGUCCACAGUGCUCUAGUUCCUUCCUGUUCCUUUUAAUCUCUCCUACUCGUCCCCAUCUCUCUCGUUCGUUCCAGGGGACGAAAUGUAGAGGAGCCUGGUAGCCUGAGUAUCAGGCGUUUCUGGGGAAAAGGGGAAAGAUGGAAGCGAAAAAGGGAGAGAUCUAAAAUCUCCUCUCCCCUAGCCCCUUAGGAAGGCCUGAUACUCAGGCUAGGAGCAGGAAGCUGGGAAUGAAGUUGACUCGAACCUAAUCUCUCAUACUUACAGUUCUUUUAAACGCUAACCAAUGUCACUGAGUAAAAGGACAUGCUCUGUGGAGAUAUAGUGUUGUCUAAACUGCUAGAUGUAGUCUUCGUGGUAGGCUCAAAAAGGGGAGGGGGAGGAGAGGGUGAACAAACCCCUUCUUUUUCUCUUUCUCACCUUUCGACGCCUACCACGCAGGCUAGCUAGAUGAAACAAGACCUUUAGUUCUUAAUAAACUCUUUAUUUAACGUUUCUUUAUGUCACACUGUAAAUUGUGUAGGUCUAGUUCGGUCAUCUUUCUUUAAUGAAAAGUUUGUGUGGUACAUUCCAUCUCUGCGUGUUUCAGUCACUCUUGAAUUUUGCAGUCGGAUCAAAGCUUUUCGCAUAAGGAAAGUCGAGAAUGGAAAAGACCGAGAUGAAAUAAAACGACAAGAUGAUCAAAAACACCUGAGCAUUUUAGCGCCGGGAACAUCACGAAUAAAACGUGACAUACAGCUCGCAACCUAUAUACCGACCAACACCUCUAAACAUUUGUAUGCUUGGUUAGUUUUAUUUGUUUCGAGUACACAGAUAAAUAUAAGUUAGAAUUAAAGUUGGAACACUUGUGGCACAUACCAUUAAUAUUGUGGCUAGCAUUUUCCAUAGGGCAUAUCUGCUCGCACAUUCUUUAGUUUGCAAGAUAUCAAGGUGCUGUUAUCUCCCAGACUUCUGGCCUCUUUGGAGGAAUUGUUUUCCGGAAGAACAGCAUCAAAUUCACAGCGAUGGAGGUGACGGCGUUACAACAGCAAAUUCUGAAUGCCCAUCGAAGAUUCGCAGACGCGCAGUGGCGACUAAAGAUGGAAAACAAGCGAACUGACGAGAACGUGAAGUGGAUCAUUUCACACAGUCAACAGCUACACGAGUAUCAAGAGAUACUAGAAGAUAUAACUGAAACUUGGAAAGAGAAAGCUGAGAAAUUGCGACUUGUAUACAAAAGACUUGAGUUGCGUGGCCAAAUUGAGUUCAUCAAAGAAGGAUUGAAGAAAGCCAGGGAGCUGACUUCGAGUGCCGAGGAGAAAGUUAACAAAGUGGGCCAGGAAAUAGAGAAAAUGAACGAAGAAAGAUGGGAAAUUGGAGUUGUGGAUGAGAGGGAGAAUGACUUCUUUGUAAUUAAGGAAAGCCCUGACGAUGGAAUAGAGGAUUAUUUGGAAUCGCCGAGGCCACUGACUCAGGAUGAAAUAGAAUAUCAGGAGCUGAUAUUGGAGCGAAUUGAUGAUGCAAAUACACGAAUCAAGAUUGCCAACGAAAAGUGUGCUAGUUUGCAAUUGCGUAAACGAAAAAUAAUCGAGGAAAUUGAAAAUUAUAAAAAUCGAAAAAGAGACGCCAUCAAAGCACGACAGAGUCUCAAAGAAAAGGAUCAAAACGCAAACUUGAAGCUUUAUUUUGUGGAAUUUGGUAUUAUAUAA
Molecule: messenger RNA, 11485 nt
Organism: Porites lobata
Lineage: Eukaryota; Metazoa; Cnidaria; Anthozoa; Scleractinia; Poritidae
Source: the annotation of a GenBank genome assembly